Gilbertella persicaria is the source of this 1757-nucleotide messenger RNA. RefSeq lists its product as uncharacterized. The coding region runs from base 315 to 1757 and encodes 480 amino acids. Gene Ontology annotation, molecular function: proteasome binding; cysteine-type deubiquitinase activity; protein binding. Lineage: Eukaryota; Fungi; Mucoromycota; Mucoromycetes; Mucorales; Choanephoraceae. The transcript has 9 exons. Gene Ontology annotation, biological process: protein deubiquitination; proteasome-mediated ubiquitin-dependent protein catabolic process; regulation of proteasomal protein catabolic process. The record is from RefSeq and is a predicted model, not a curated record.
AGGACAUUGCAAGCUAUUUUCAAAGAGAAUAUAACAGCAAAUUUAUUUAGAAAUUCAUUGCUGUUCUAAAUGUCUCACAUUAUGCAUUCAUAAACAUGGUUUGUAGCAAGGAGUAUGAAAAGAUAUUCAUUCAUAUUGACUGUUAUUAGCAUAUAAACACUUUGAUAAUUUUGGCUGACAGUGACUACUAAUUUUUUUUUGGGUAUUUAUCGCCAACAGCAAUACCUCUGUGCGGUCAUUGAAUUUAGUUUGCUUUAAGUCAAAGGACGACGCAGUUCUUUCAACGCGCGUCCCUUCUUUUUCAUCAAGUCAAUAUGCCCAAGAUUAACGUUACCGUCAAAUGGAAUGGAAAAAAGUUUGAAAACUUAGAAUUAGACACGGAUGAAUCACCUGAACUCUUCAAGACUCAAAUCUAUUCUCAAACAGGUGUUCCUCCUGAACGUCAAAAGAUCAUGGUGAAGGGUGGUAUUUUAAAGGAUUCAACCGACUUGAACAAGUUGGGUUUAAAAGAGGGUCAUAGUUUCAUGAUGAUGGGUACUGCUGGUGAACUUCCUAAACCUCCACCAAAACCAGUUCAAUUCUUAGAAGACAUGAGUGAUGCUCAAGUUGCUGAAGCAUUGGAUAUCCCUCCUGGAUUAGAAAACUUGGGUAAUACGUGUUAUAUGAAUGCCACAUUGCAAUGUAUGCGUGCUAUGCCUGAACUUCAAACUUCAUUAGAAGCCUAUCAAGGUGGUUUAAGUGGAGUUGAUAAUCGUGGUAAUUUAGUAGCCAGUCUUCGUGAUCUCUAUGCCAAUUUAAACAAAGUGGCUGAUGGAUUUCCUCCUUUGGUCUUUUGGCAGAUGUUGCGUCAAUCCUUUCCUCAAUUCUCUCAAACAGGUCAAGGUGGUAUUCCAAUGCAACAAGAUGCUGAAGAAUGUUGGAGUGAACUUGUAUCUGUCUUGAAAGCCAAAUUGCCUAAAGAUGAAGCUGAAAAAAACUUUGUGGAUCGUUACAUGACAGGUGAAUUACAGACAGAAACUCAAUGUGAAGAAGCACCUGAAGAACAAAAGAUUGUCACACACGAUACAUUCACCAAGCUCAGUUGUCAUAUCUCUAUCAACAUUAAUUAUAUGAUCAAUGGUAUUCUGGAAUCCUUGAAUGAAGAACUAGAAAAGAACUCGCCUACACUCAACCGCACGGCCAAAUAUAAGCGUACAUCGCGUGUCAGUCGUCUGCCUCAGUACUUGCCUGUUCAGUUUGUUCGGUUCUUUUGGAAGCCUCAAGAACAAGUGAAGGCCAAGAUUUUACGUAAAGUCAAAUUCCCUCUUGAGUUUGAUGCUACUGAACUCUGUACACCUGAACUCCAGAACAAGUUCUCUAAGGCUAAAUUGAAAUUAAAAGACGUGGCUGAUAAGAAAGUAGCUAAAGAAAGAGAAGAAAAGCGUCGUAAGAUGAACAACAGUGAAGAACCCACACCUAUGGAAACAGACACGACAGAAAUAGUGGAUUGGAAAGAGUAUUUGGAUCCUGAACUGGUGCAAGAUGUAGGCUGUAAUCCUACAGGCCAAUAUGAAUUAGCUGCUGUCUUGACACACGUCGGUCGAUCUGCUGAUUCAGGCCAUUACAUUGCUUGGGUCAAGAAAGCAGCCAAUGAAUGGCACAAGUUUGAUGAUGAUAAAGUAUCUGUGCUUCAAGAUGCUGAUAUUGAACGUCUUGAUGGUGGUGGUGAUUGGCACACUGCUUAUAUUGUGUUGUACAGAGCUAAACAACUUUCUUAA